Molecule: messenger RNA, 621 nt
Organism: Bactrocera tryoni
Lineage: Eukaryota; Metazoa; Arthropoda; Insecta; Diptera; Tephritidae
Exons: 1
Coding region: 1-621 (206 amino acids)
Molecular function (GO): RNA-DNA hybrid ribonuclease activity; nucleic acid binding
Source: RefSeq, a predicted model, not a curated record
AUGGAGGUGAUUAGUGGUAAUAUUCCAAUAGCCCUCCUCCCAAAGGACAACAUUACCAAAACAAUUAACUUCACGAAGAAGUUCAAGGUUACCAUCGGCAACAAAAAUGAGUGGAACGACUCCACUCUUGAGCUAACGCUGAGGGAUAGUACGUUGAAGUGGUACAACAACGGCUCGGAAACGUCGGAGGGGAUUGGGGUAAGGAUCGCGGGUCCACGCACCAAACUCUCCAUAACGAUGGGUAGCUUUCCGAUCAUUUUUCAGGCAGAGGUCUAUGCCAUAAGUCGGUGUAUAGAGAUAAACCUCCAUCGCAACUACCGCAAUGAACGAAUAACCAUAAUCAGCGAUAGUCAAGCGGCACUAAAAGCAAUCUACUCCUACGAGAUCAAAUGGCUACUAGUGCAGGAGUGUAGAGAACGGCUGAAUAGCCUAGCUGAACGAAACCAGGUGCAACUAAUUUGGGUGCCUGGUCAUAGAGGAAUAGCCGGCAACGAACUGGCUGAUGAGCUCGCCCGCUCUGCAGCUUCAACCAUUAUGGUAGGGCCCGAACCAUUCACCGGGGUCGGCUACCAUACCGUAAAGGAGCUGCUCCGUAAGGAAGAAAGAGUGGACAGGGAAUAG